Molecule: messenger RNA, 4030 nt
Organism: Macroventuria anomochaeta
Lineage: Eukaryota; Fungi; Ascomycota; Dothideomycetes; Pleosporales; Didymellaceae
Exons: 1
Coding region: 359-3952 (1197 amino acids)
Cellular component (GO): nucleus
Molecular function (GO): DNA binding; ATP binding; chromatin binding
Source: RefSeq, a predicted model, not a curated record
CUUUGCGUGGACGCCUUCACAGCCCUGGACAGGCACGCCGGCCGAAUCCAAGUCGAAAGCCCCAUCAACGUAGUUGGCGCACUGGCCACCACUUAACGCGCCCAUCGAAAAGCGCGCCUGAAGUCGAAGCACAAGAAACAAACGUCCCGGCCACUUUUAAGUUCCUACCUUGUCUUCCUCUCGCGCCUUUCAGUCUGCGGUUUUCACACACUGCAUGGCUGACACGUCUGGCGCUUCGUUCACCCUUUCACAGUCUGGCUGUUGACUUUUGUCACUGGAUUUCCAGCGCGCCUGUCCAUCACUGCCGCGAGCCCUCCGGCAACUUCAAUACUACCCGACUCGAACUUCCACCCGCACAAUGUGCCCCGAGGACCCCAUAAUGUCUUCCUCGCCUCCACCCGCCCCGCAUCGAAGGCGCUCCAGCAGUCCAGACAAGCAGGGCGCCUACGUCACCCAGCCUACACAGCCUAUGCCCGCCCGCCCGCAAUACUUCACGUCUGAUGCCACCCAGCCCACGCAAUUGCUCACGCCGAGAGCGAACCGUACACUUCCAAUCGAACUCGGAACCUCGCCGCGACUGCAAGUCCCACGCUCGUCGCCCGGUCUGGAGCGCCUCUCUUCGCCCGCUGCACAAUCGCAGUCGCAGUUACAGUCGCAAGCACAGACACAGCGCCCGUACGGCUUCAACCCGAUGGCUCCGCCAGGCACGGGCUUCUUUCCCCCGCAAGCUGUUCGCAAACCUGUGUUCGAUCUCACUUCGGACGACGCGCCUGUCGAACGCGACCCAGACGAGGACGAGUCGUCAUUCAGGUCGAACAUCCCGCUCAGUAAGGUGGAGAUGGGCAGUCGCGCGUCAAGAGUCGAGGAAACACCACCGAAGCCGCCGAGCUGGGAUCUUUCAGGCUAUGCAUACAAGGUCGUGCAGCAGGCGUCACGGAAGCGCGGUGUUGAUGAAGUCACGCGGAGCCAGAGUCCACCGCCGAAGAAGGUGAGGCCUUUGCCUCGACAGGGUGGACCGAGUCGCGCCAUGCCGGUAGACGUGGAUCUGACAGUCGGUGACGGUCUGGCGUUGAGUGACAUUCAGGAUUUCGAUCUCCGAAGGAAGACAACGAGGCUACAGGCCAUCUUCGGAAACAAACCUGUUAGCGUGCUUUACAAGGCACUCGUGAACAAGAACGGCCACUUCGAGGAUGCUUCGGCACAUCUCAUCGAAGAGGAUUCGGACGAUGAGCUGCUCAAGUCGCCGCAGAUCGGUGUCGCGAAGCGCAGCACGAGCGUCGCAGAGCCCAAGAAGACGGCGCAGCGUAAACUCAACGCACCCGUGAAGUCGCUGAUGGACAAGUACUCGAAGCAGGCACCGACGUAUAGUACCCCAAGCGCGACUGCGAGCCCUGCGACAACAGAUGCCGAGCAACCCAAGAAACGGAGACUCGUUCGCGGGAGGCGAAAGGUGGACCCUGGGAGUGACGACGAUACUAUGACGCCGCCGCGACCGCAGAGCAAGGAGGUCAAACCACAAGCGAAAGCGCCGGUCGUGGUCUCAAUUGAUGAUGAUGAUGAUGAUGAUGAUGACGGGAUCAUUGCUAUAUCGGACGACGACUCGGAUGCUGGGGCGAACUCGGAGAAGGACCACAAGUUCAGCGAGUCGAAACUGCUAGACUUCUUCAACGAUUGCUCUGUCGAGGCAAUGGUCGAUUUGUCCGGCCACAAGGAGGAGGACAUAGACGAGCUGCUAAAACAGCGGCCUUUCAAGUCUUUGGAAGCGGUUCGGACAAUCCACGUAGACGCGAAGGCGAAAGAAGAGCAGGAGAAGGGUAAGAAGAAGGCACGCAAACCCAGGAUCACGUUCGGUGCUCGACUGGUCGAGUCUGCCGAAGACAUGUGGGAUGCGUACUCGACGAUUGACUCGGUUGUCAAGCAGUGCGAGGGCCUUGGAAAGCCGAUGGUAGCUGGCAUGGCGCGCUGGGGCAUUAGUAUUUUCGGCGCAUCAACAGAUGGCGAGGUGGAUGCAGUUACUCUGGAUGACAGCAGUGACACCAGCUCGGCCCGCGAUUCUGGAUACCACACACCCAAGAGCGGUCAUGGCAGCGACACUGAGAGCGGCGGCCUUCGUAAGAUUAGCAGCAAGAUCAAGCUCCUGACGCAGCCAGCUAUCAUGAACGACGACAUCCAGCUGAAGGACUACCAGGUUGUUGGUCUGAACUGGCUGAACCUGCUAUGGCAGAACGGCAUCUCUGGUAUUUUAGCCGACGACAUGGGUUUGGGCAAGACUUGCCAAGUCAUCGCGUUCCUGUCGCACCUCAAAGAGCAAGGAGAAGGGCGGCCAACGCUGAUCAUUGUGCCUGGAUCCACGCUGGAGAACUGGUGUCGUGAGUUCGAGCGCUUCUCAAGAAAGAUCAGCUUCACACCGUACUAUGGCUCGCAAGCCGAGCGGUUCGAAUCGCAAGACACCAUUCGAGACAACAUUGAGACCGGGAAUUGCGACGUCAUCAUCACUACCUACGAUCUGGCGUACAGGAAGGAGGACAACGCUUUCCUGCGAAAGUGCAAGCCCCAGAUUUGCAUAUUCGAUGAAGGUCAUGUCCUGAAGAACGCAAACACUGCACGAUACAAGAGCUUGAUGCGAAUCACACCGAAGUGCAGAAUUCUUCUGACGGGUACGCCGCUGCAGAACAGUCUGCAAGAGCUCAUGUCCAUCCUUGGUUUCCUGAUGCCGGACGUCUUCUACGACAAGCAGGACGACAGUGUGCAAGAGAUGCUACAGAUCCUGUUCAAGCACAAGGCUAAGGUCACCGAGAGCAAUUCUCACAGCACUCUGCUUUCGGCACAGCGUGUCCAGCGCGCUCGAACCAUGCUGACGCCCUUCAUACUUCGCCGCAAGAAGGCUCAGGUGCUGAAGCAUCUGCCCAAGAAGACUUGCCGUGUUGAGUAUUGUGAGCUCACCGGCACACAAAAGACUUUGUACGAUAAGCAGUUGCAGAAGCAGCGCAAGAUUCUCCUCGACCGCGCCGCUGGCCUCCCUGUAAAGGAUCACGCAAACGUCAUGAUGAAGCUCCGACAGGCAGCUAUCCACCCACUCCUCUUCCGCCACCGAUACACCGACGACAAAAUCCGAAAGAUGUCCAAGGCAUGCUUACGCGAAGACACCUUCGCAGAGAGCAACCCGGACAUCAUCUACGAAGAACUGCAGCUGUAUCAAGACUACCAAUGCCACCACCUGGCUCUCAAAUACCCGGGCGCUCUGAAGAAGUUCGAGCUCAAGGAUCGUGAGUGGAUGGACAGCGGCAAAGUCCAAACCCUCCUCAAGCUGCUGAAAAAGUACAAAGCCAACGGCGACCGAGCGCUCGUCUUCUCACAAUUCACAAGCGUUAUGGAUAUCCUUGGCUGGGUCUUCGACGACCACGACAUCCCCUUCAUGCGUAUGGACGGCUCCACUCCAAUCGCUGAGCGGCAAGGGUUGAUGGACGUAUUCCACUCCGACACCUCCAUCCCCGUGUUCAUGCUCUCCACCAAAUCCGGCGGCGCAGGCAUCAACCUCGCGUGCGCAAACAAAGUCGUCAUCUUCGACAGCAGCUUCAACCCACAAGACGACAUCCAGGCCGAAAACCGCGCGCACCGCGUCGGCCAGACGCGCGAAGUCGAAGUCGUCCGCCUGGUCACUAAGAACACGGUUGAAGAGCAGAUUUACGCACUGGGUGUGAGCAAGUUGGAGCUGGAUAAGAUGGUGCAGGGUGAGGAGCAGGAUGAUGCUGGCUCGAACAAGGGGAAGAAGAAGGGUGCUAUUACAAGCGGGACUGCGACGCCGGCGCUGAGUAAAGCUGACGAGGCGGGGAUUAAUGCCGUGGAGGCUAUGCUGUUGCAGCAGAUGAAGAGUGAGGGCGAGGCGAAGGAUGUCAAGGAUCUGUUCAAGGAUGGAUUGGAGAAGGCUGGAUUGGAUGUGAGUGCUGUUUAGGUGGCGGUAUGCUGAUGGGUGUUGGAUUGGAAGCAUUGUAGAGUGUAUGCAUAGCGAUGGCAUUCCUAUAGAUAGCGA